UAAUGUUGUCUUUGGUUGGGAUUUUCCAUAUGACACCAAGUGGCAAGUAUAAAGUGCAUUGAAAGAAAGACUAAUGUUUUAUUUAGUUUAUUGAACUUGCUAUAAUAAGAUUUAAUUUUUAAAAUCAAAAUAAUUGCCGUACUGUUUAGGUACUACAAGUUUUACAGUAUACAGAGUUAAUAGUUAGUUAGGAGUUUGACUGAUGAUAGAUAUUACAUGAAAUAAUUUGAAAAGAUUUAUUAACUAUGGCUGACAAUACUGAAGGUAAUGAACCAAUUCGACAGAUUGAUGAUGAGGAAACAGAGGAAUGGAGUGACAAUAUGUGUAUCCGAAUAUCAUUAGAAGAUAGUUUUCCUGCUAUAGUUAGAGAUAAAACUAUUCAAAAGGGCAUUAUAAACAGAUUUCUUAAUUUUUAUUUAUCUGGGAAAGUGCAAAAAGGCUUAAACGCAAGAGACAUUAUUUUUGCAGUAAUUUCAAUAAUACCAUAUUCAUUAAAAACAGAGGAGCUAAUUUGGAAUGAUAAUGAAUUUAGUGAUGACGGAAAACUAUUCUUUUUGACCCCGGAUGAUAAAUUAAAGACAGAUAUAAACAGUAUUCUUACUCAACGCCUCAAAAUAAAAGACGAUCAGCUUGAAAAAAAUAACAACAUUACGGACAAUGAAACAAAAAUAUCAGAAAAUUCUAUCACUGAGUUAAAAUUAGAAAACGAGAAGUGUACUGAUUGUAACACGCCCGAUAUACCCGACCAAGUCAGUGACGCAGUUCAUGACGAAAAAUCUUCAUUAAAUGAAAGCUAUAACAUAAAUGAAGAUGCAAGCGAAGAUAUUGGACCAUCACCACUUGAUACCUUGGGUUGGUUUAGAAAAAAACCUAUUAACAAACAGCCAAUUAGUAUUGAAGCCAAUGAGUAUGGCUCGGCUGAGAAUGCAGCAUUUUGCAUAUCUUGCAAUAAACUUCUCGACCUAUGGAAUUCUGAUAUAAGAGCAAGAAUAUACCUAAAGUAUUUCUUUGGUUUCGCUGCCUUAAGUCUAAUGAGAACCGUAGCAAAGUCCUAUCACCAUGUCAUCAAAAUGUUUCAAAAUACAUUUCCAAGAACUGUUUCAUUUACUGCAGAUCUUAUUAAGUAUUCUCCUCCUAGUAACGCAUGCGUGACAACAAGUUUUAAAACCUUUAGGCGUGUGGAGCGCCAAACGCAAAUAAUGUUUGCAAAAUUAGUUAUAAACUCAUUCUUGCUAAAUUACAAGCUCAGCAAAGAAAUCGAAAUAUUAGACAUAUCUGACACUGGUGGUGUAAGAAAUAUGUUGAGAAUUACUGUAUUGUCUCAUUUAUCUCAUUAUGGAAUGGAACUUAUAAAUAUGCUACAGGAAAUUGCUUCUAGAACAUGUUUUAGUAGGGCAUUUAAAUCAUUAUACUCAGAGGAAACAGCAUUUUCAUGGAAUAAAGUCAAUAAUUUCUUUAAAAAGUAUAUGUAUGAGUCUGCACGCCAACGAACUUUUCACUGGGCACCAAUUAUUGAUAGAAAACAGUUUAAAUAUCUGUCAUGUGAAAACAAUUUUGAGUUAGCAGUUGUAACUGCAGUUUUCGUUGAGAAACUUUCUUUUAAUGAGGGUAUUUGGAAUGCGCGUUGGGUAAAGUCUGGGAAAAAUUUGGAAACUUAUAAGAAACUUGGACUAAAAAUGUAUGAAGAUUAUAGUAAUCAGAAAGAAUUAUUUUUAGGUUUUGAUAUUUUGAGACUUUCCACAUUAGUGGCCAAUUUGAAACCUUUAUAAUAAUCUAAUCAUUUUUUUACUACAUAUAUACUAUAUAUUUGUCUGUGGUAAAUAUUUGUCAAGAAUAUUUUAUAUUAUUUAUUAUAUAGUUUUAGUGUGCAUGUAUAUCACCCUAAUUUAUAUUUCACGAAUCCCUAUAUUCCCUUAAACCGAGGGUUGUUAGUUAGGGAGAAAUCGCAAGUAAGUAAUAAGACCUUUAUUGAUGUACCUACAUAUUUUUACUUAUUUGCUUUUUUUGGAACAAAGUUAUUUUAAGCGGCUUACAGUAAAGUGAACUAAUAUUCUUAGCUAAAAUCUUCACAUAAGAGAAAAGCUUUAUGCCCCUUUGCGUAUGGUAAAACAGGUUUGACUGUAAUAUUUUUUAUUUAUUAGUCGUGGAGUUGUUAAAAAGUUCGAGUCUCCUGAGUCUUAAGCUCAUUGAAGCUCGAAUCUGAAAAAGACUCGUUCUUUAUCCUCGAGAGUUUAAAAUCUUAAGUCCAUGAGGGACUUGAGUCUAAGCUCGAGUUCUGCCUUUGAGACUCAUGAUAUCAGGCUAGUUCUUAAGGCUUUAGAGUUUUUAAGGUUGGAGCUUUAACGAUUCAAGGGGCAUUAUAGCUCGAGGUUGAAGAUUCAGUAGUUCUCAGGUCUCAUGGCUUGAGUUCCCAACUCAAAGCUCAUUAUUCCUAACACAAAUUAAAUGACAGAAGAUACGUGAUUUUUCAUGUUAGUUCUGUCUGUGAUACCGUACUUAUAUAUAAUAUAAAUAAAAACAAAAAAUCGGCACCGGUA
Molecule: messenger RNA, 2537 nt
Organism: Vanessa atalanta (red admiral)
Lineage: Eukaryota; Metazoa; Arthropoda; Insecta; Lepidoptera; Nymphalidae
Exons: 2
Coding region: 246-1769 (507 amino acids)
Source: RefSeq, a predicted model, not a curated record